CACCCCCUGCACAUUGCGGAUAUGACGUCAACGCGCUGCAAUUCAAACUUCAGGAAACGAAAGCGUUUGUUAGAAAACGGUCUGUUUUUGAACAGACUAGGUUUCCGGGGAUAUCUUCAGUUCGCUUUAUCUAAGCCCUGGUUACAUCCUCAACACCGACAAAGCAGCCAUGACCUCUAAAGGUACCAAAGAGAGCAUCGUCUCCAAGUUGGGGUUCAAAUCCAGCAGCUCUGCCUCCAAGGCUGAGGCGGAGCUGGAGAAAGUCAGGAAGGAGAACGCUCAACUCAGGAGAAAGAUUGAUGAACUGGCCAAACGACACAUCAAACCACCCGACUCCGACAAAAGCAAGCUGCUGGAGAGGAUUCUUUCCCUUGAGACGCUCCGAGAGAGAAACAAUCAGCAGUUGCUUGUUAAAGAGCAGGAGCUAGAAACACUGAGAAAGCAGCUGACAGCUAGAGGAGGAGAGGUGGUAGCAUCACUGCAGGCCCAGCUGGAGCAGCGGAGGAAGGAGGCUGAGCAGAGAGACAUGUUGUUCCAGAGCUUGUCACAGGAGACAGAGAACCUGAAAAACCAGCUGGUCACUGUUUCUACCCGAUGCCAGUCCCUGGAAACACAGGUGGGGAAUGGACAGGUACCUCCUGCAGACGUGGCAUUGGUACAAGAACAACUGCGAGACGCUCUUGAGAAGAACCAGCAGUGGCUGAUGUACGACCAGCAGAGAGAGGCCUACGUCCAGUCUGUCCUCACCCGCACACAGGAGCUGGAGCAGCAGCAGGCCCAGGCAAAGCAGCAACAAACCAAACAAGAGGCCAGUUCAGAUGCUCCUGCCAAUUCAGCAGGUCCAGAAAAGGAUCUUCAACUGAAGAGCCACUAUGACCAGUUGCUGUUGGGUGUACAAAAAGACCUGGAGAACCAAAAAGAUCAGGUCACCAGAACCCAGCAGGAGCUCUAUGUGCAGAGGGAACAGACCUUGAACGCUCAGGCUGAGCUGCAGUCUCAGAAGGAGCAGGUCGCCAGGCUCCAGGAGGAGAUGUCAACACUGCAGAGGAGGUAUGAGGACAAGUGCGGCGAGCUGUCGUCCUUCCUGAGGAAGUACAAAGAGAAGAGCAAAGAGCUGGAGGAGACUAAGAUGCAGCUGCAGGCAGAGCGACUCAGCAACAGACAUGAAGUGUGUGAGGAGAGAAAGGUGUCAUCUGAGCGGGCAGACAGGAUGAGAGUGGAACUGGAGAGCAUGGACAUCAGAUUGGAGGAGGAGAGGAAGAGAUCUGCUGAACUUCUACUGCAGGUAAACAUGCUGCAGAAGUCUCUUCUCAGCCAAAAUGAAGAACAGAGGAGAAUUGCAGCACUGGAGCAACAGAUCCAACUCUCUGCCAAGGACUUUGAGAAAGAAAAGAUUGAUCGGCACAGCAUGCAGCACCAGUUACAUAAGGUGCUGAAGGAGCUUCGCAAGGCCCGAGAUCAGAUUGCUAAACUGGAGUCUGCUAAACCGCCAAACACCCGUUUCUCAGAGCCCAGCUCCUACAACGGCCUUGAGUUUGAGCGUCUUACUAUCAAUGACCCUCCUGGUCCAACAUCUCCCUCUAAAGUCACCAACCUCCUGGAUGAGAGUUUCCUGGAGUGCCCCAAGUGUCGGACCCCCUAUCCCACCAGCCGCCACAGGGAGCUCCUGGCACACAUUGACUACUGUUUUGCCUGAGCUAAAAGUAGAGUCUAGAUCAGUGGUUCCCAGCCUGGGUGGUGGGACCCCUCCUCACCCAAGGGGGCAGCAAGAUAGCAAAGCAGAACAUUUAUGCUACACGCAGUUCUUUUAUUAUUUCUUUUUUACCUCUCCAGACCUCUAAAAUGUUUUCAAAUGGGGGUGUCACUAUUUAGUUAACCUGGUCAUAUAGACAAUCUACAGUCUGUGACAAUGGGUAACAAGUAGACAUUGCUUCCUUUUUUAAUGGGUCACAAACCAAAAGAGUUGGGAACCACUGCACUGGAUCAUAAGAUCCAUUUAGGAAAUGUAGUCCCUCCAGUUUAUUUUAAACACCUGUCUGGGUUAGAAUGAAAAUCUGAAAGCCAUGACCAAGUAGUUUUAGACUAUUCAAUAUGUUUCAAUUUGAAAAACAACACUGAUUCCACAAACGCAGCACUUUUGUGAACAGCAAAGGUGAAUUUAAUUUUCAAAAGCUGAUUAAACUGCAAAGUGGCUGAGACCUCAUGCAAGAUGAUUAGUUUGAAAUACUACUCCUGCUGUCAUAAUGAUCACUGGACACAAAUGUAUGAUACAUUCACUAAGCAUGAUAGUGUGUGUGCAGUUCCCAUAAACAAGGUUCAUUUCAUCACUGCAAUAGGCUGUGGUGAAUUGUCUUCACUCCAAGAGAUAUUCAAAUAAUAUUUUGCUUCAGAGUGGAUUAACAUCCAAACAGUUGGAAUGCCUUCGUUCUUAGUAAAUACACAAGUAAAAAUCUAACUUUUUUAUUAUUAUUAUUAUUAUUAUUAUUAUUAAAUGGGAAUCAAGGGACAUUUAAAUCACCUUUUUAAAACUACUAGUCUGUUUCAUGCUAUAUGAGUAUGACAAUUUCAAAGAAUGUACUCCCUACUUCUUUUUGACCUUAGAAUACCAUCAGGCCAAAUAUUGAUAUUAAUUUCUGAAUCAUCAUUUAUUGAAAAAGAACUCGUAUUCCUUCAUUUGUUUAUUUCUGGGGUCUUCCUGCUGAGUGCAGUUGUAUUUUUCAGUUUGUCUUUUUAUGAAGCUCUUAGUGAAUUCUAUAAUUAUUGUGUGUAUUUGUUAAAAUUAUUUAUUCUUGGGUUGUUUUUUAUAAGUGAGCUACUGUUUGUUUUAGAUUAUGAAAGAUUUUAUUUUCCUUCAGUUAAUGUAAGUAAUGAUAAUUAUGUAUUACUGUACAAUGUUCUGCAUAUAUGGCUAUAUAUAUAAUCAUGGGAGGCACCUUUUUAUUUUAUUUUGCAUAAAAGUUUACUAACCUGCCUCAUAUGUUCUACACUGUUCUUUCACUCCUAGUUUCAGUAAUCCAUUCCUUUGGUGGUUUUGUGUAAUAUUGAAGGCAUAUUUGCAUUGUUCUGAAGAGAGAGAAAUCACCCCUAAGCAGCAAUCGUCAUUGGCCAUUUUGACAGUACUGAGGUGAAGGACAAAAUAAUAAGGGAAAAUAUUUCUGCGUUCCAGCUUUUUUGUGUUCUUGAAUACCUUCAGUCAUAAUUGUGGACAAAACUGUCCAUCUGAUUUAGCUGCCAUGUGUUGCUUUUUAAGUUCCUAGUGGUUGUGUUCCAUUACAAAGUGUAGCGUUUUUUCUCUGUCUAGUGUCUUGCAAACAGUUGGACAAACCUCGCUGAACCAUGUGACUGUAACCAUGACCAAGAUCUUGCCUGAACUUUACCAGACCUUAAACAUACUGCACCGGGGAGAUUAACGGGUCACAUGGUGCCAGCUCGACCGCAUAUUCUUCCCUGUUCGAGUAAAGCUCACUUCUGUCUCCACCUUGACUUUUGAAGCCUGCAGCCCUGUGAGGCUUGAAUGAGAUUGCAUGAGUUAAUUCCUUGUGCUAAACUAUUUAAGGCAGGGGAUUAGUGAAGGUCCUCUUGGUAGGGGAAAGGGGGGUUAAGAUGCCUUUAUUCCUGCAGCUUGGUAAUGUGACUAGAUAGACAGACAGACACCGCUAUACUGUCAUCUUUUAGAUAGUUGUUUUGUUUUAACUUAGGCCAUGUGUCUUUUUAAAAAUGCGAGCCGAGAAUCACAUUGUUUUGACCAACCUUUGACCAUUUAGUUGUUUUGGGUUGGGUUUUUUUUUUUUUUUUGGUCAUCUUUGUUUUAUUCUAAUCAUGUGCUCCAAAGGUGUUUUGCCAUGUACUGUACAAAAAUGUGCAAUAAAGAUGUAAGUGUA
Molecule: messenger RNA, 3881 nt
Organism: Siniperca chuatsi (mandarin fish)
Lineage: Eukaryota; Metazoa; Chordata; Actinopteri; Centrarchiformes; Sinipercidae
Gene: cep55l
Product: centrosomal protein 55 like
Exons: 12
Coding region: 170-1696 (508 amino acids)
Biological process (GO): regulation of phosphatidylinositol 3-kinase/protein kinase B signal transduction; mitotic cytokinesis
Source: RefSeq, a predicted model, not a curated record